Messenger RNA from Salvelinus fontinalis (brook trout), 3835 nucleotides. Its product is annotated as zinc finger protein 501-like. Gene Ontology annotation, molecular function: RNA polymerase II cis-regulatory region sequence-specific DNA binding; DNA-binding transcription factor activity. The coding region runs from base 331 to 1644 and encodes 437 amino acids. Gene Ontology annotation, biological process: regulation of transcription by RNA polymerase II. The record is from RefSeq and is a predicted model, not a curated record. Lineage: Eukaryota; Metazoa; Chordata; Actinopteri; Salmoniformes; Salmonidae. The transcript has 2 exons.
ACUGCGUUUCCCCUCCAGUCAGCAGACGGCGAUGUGCGUCUUUCAGGCGACGCUGCCAGCGUGACGUAUAAUCUAGUGGACGGUUCUUCAUAAACAGCUCGUCAACCACCUCGGUAGCUUGCUAGCCAACAUAGCCGAAAGAUUCAAGCUAUUUAUACGCUUUCGGUGUAUAUUACCUACUGUGUUUCAGCCACACUUUUGUCGUAUCAACUUGUUAACCUAUUUAUUUGAAUAUUACGUUAUUUUGAUUUAGUCAGCUAUAGUAGUUGGCUGGUUAAGUGAGCACUAGCCUAGUCGCUAAUGAUAGCUAGCUAGCUAACAUCCCCGAACAUGAGCUCCCUAAACUUCUCCCCUCUCGUUGAAGAAGAGGUGAUCUGCUGGACGGAGAAAGGAGGUCUGUGGCUGAACGUUGUCGUGAAAGAGGAGGAUGUCACAGUAAAACAAGAAGUAGAGGAUGGGGCUGUUACAGUGAAAGAAGAGGAAGACACGUUCAGAGUGAAAGAGGAGGAGGAAGUUACAGUAAAAGAAGAGGAGGAUGAGAAAGAGGAGGAUGUAGUUUUUGGUGUGAAAGAAGAGGAGGUUGGAGAUCUGUUUAACCCCAAUGAGAGACGGGACAAUCGUGGAUCCUCUGGGGAGCCUCAACAAUAUCAUGAUGCUGAAGAGGCAGAGAAGAGUCUCCCCGCAUCAGAACACCAGAAACACCAGCAGAGACCCACAGGGAAGAAAUCUCACUGCUGCUCUGACUGUGGGAAAGGUUGCACAUCUUCAUCAGAACUUGAAACACACAAGAGAACACACACAGGAGAGAAAUCUUAUAGAUGUGAUCAAUGUGGGAAGAGUUUUACUACAUCUGGCUCUCUGACUUCACACCAGAGAAUACACACAGGAGAGAAAUCUUGUAGCUGUGAUCAAUGUGGGAAAAGUUUUACUACAUCUAGCCAGCUGACUAUACACCAGAGAAUACACACAGGAGAGAAACCUUAUAGCUGUAAUAAAUGUGGGAAGAGUUUUACUACAUCUGGCUCUCUGACUUUACACCAGAGAACACACACAGGAGAGAAACCUUAUAGCUGUGAUCAAUGUGGGAAGAGUUUUACUACAUCUGGCUCUCUGACUUUACACCAGAGAAUACACAAAGGAGAGAAACCUUAUAGCUGUGAUCAAUGUGGGAAGAGUUUUACUACAUCUGGCCAGCUGACUUCACACCAGAGAACACACACAGGAGAGAAAUCUUGUAGCUGUAAUCAAUGUGGGAAGAGUUUUACUACAUCUAGCCAGCUGACUAUACACCAGAGAACACACACAGGAGAGAAACCUUAUAGCUGUGGUCAAUGUGGGAAGAGUUUUGGCCAAUCUAGCCACCUGACAUUACACCAAAGAACACACACAGGCGAGAAACCUUAUAGCUGUGAUCAAUGUGGGAAGAGUUUUACUACAUCUGGCUCUUUGACUUCACACCAGAGAAUACACACAGGAGAGAAACCUUAUUGCUGUGGUCAAUGUGGGAAGAGUUUUGGUCAAUCUAGCAAUCUGACAGUGCACCAGAGAAGACACACAGGAGAGAAAUCUCAUAGCUGUGAUCAAUGUGGGAAGAGAUACUCUAGUAAAAUGUCUCUGAUCAAACAUCAGAAAAUACAUACAUGAAGGAGUUGUUUCAUGAUAUCAAUGAAAUAAUGAAAUUAUGGCACAAUGUAGAAUGUUUUAACAUUGUAGUAGGAGUAUUUUAAUGAUGUCACAAUGUAGAAUGUUUUACCAUUGUAGUAGGAGUAUUUUAAUGAUGUCACAACGUAGAACCCUAAAUGUUUGCCCCCUGUUCUAUUGAUUUCAACAUGAUAUGGAUAUUAGCCUCAGGGGGGAAAAUCCAGGCUCUGAAUUGAAAGAGUACUAUUUAUGAGAUUUAACAAAAAGUGACUAACACAAAAGAGUUGUGUUACACUUACCACGUUGGUGACCCACUGGAAUCACAAUGUAGCUAGCUGUUUACCACGUUGGUGACCCACUGGAAUCACAAUGUAGCUAGCUGUUUACCACGUUGGUGACCCACUGGAAUCACAAUGAAACACUCCAAAAUGUUUAGGUUUUCAAUAUAUCCCAAACUGUUUCUGCAUUUUGGUUAUUGAUUUGGACACGUUAAAACUGUGUUUUGAUAUUGCACUAUUCCCAUUUAGCAAAAUGUCAUUCAAAAGACGUUGAAUAUAUGUUUGGAUGUAGUUGAAAUUGAAAGUUGAAAAUAUGUCUUUCAGGUCGUUUUUUCAAUGAAAAAAAAUAUUAUAAUAAUAAUAUAAAUUAGUCUAUAAACAAUUUUAUUAUUAAUCUGACAUCACUCCAGUAUUUCUUGACAACAUUCAAGUGCUAAUUGUCUUUAGUCCACUACUGAAGAAGCAUGACUCAAAUCACCUCAUAUAUUCAAACAUUCAGCCUGACAAAGUAUACAUGUUUUAUUAUUCCAUGCCUCACCAUUAAGUUAAUUAUUGCCAAUACAUAUUAACAAAGGGGUGAACAUUUGGUUUUGAUAUUUCAUAUUAUGUAACAUUUAGUAAUCAUAGUUAUUCAUGUAACCAACUUGACAUUUUUGGGUACAAUUAUAUUGACAUUGUUACCCUGCUUUUAUAUCCAACAACAUGCCUAUCUAGUGAACCCUGUAAAGAGAGAGAAGCUCCGCAGUGGAAAGUUACUACGGAUAUCGCAGGAGUUUCCUCUUGAAAUCAGACAUGUCCGUGGUAAGAACAACCUGGUUGCUGAUUAUCUCAAGGGUGGGCAGUCAAAUAGAUUUGUGUUUUGCAUUUAGCCAGUGAGUUACCAUGAUCACAAUUUAUUUUGACACGUUUUUCCCGUGUUGGAGAUUAGUGUUAUCUCUUAUUCUUUUCUGUGUUUUUUUGAAACUGCACUGUUGGGGGCUCGUAAAGUAAGAGUUCCAAGUGUUGUAUCCGGCGCAUGUGACUAAUACAAUUUGAUUUGAGUUUUGUUUGGGCUCGUUCCAAGGGGACGAGAGUUCUAGAAGCUAGUGAGUUUUAGGAAGACGAGAGUUCUAGAAAGUAGUGAGUUUUAGGAGAGGACUGGCCACCCCUCAGAGCCUGGUUCCUCUCUAGGUUUCUUCCUAGGUUCUGGUCUUUCUAGGGAGUUUUUCCUAGCCACCGUGCUUCUACACCUGCAUUGCUUGCUGUUUGGGGUUUUAGGCUGGGUUUCUGUACAGUACUCUGUGACAUCAGCUGAUGUAAGAAGGGCUUUAUAAAUAUAUUUGUUUGAUUGAUUGAUUGUACAACUGAAAUGUGUCUUGGGAGUACUGAUUGGUGUAACCUUGUUAGUCAGUAUGUGUUACACCUGUGCUGGCUUGUCUAUCUCGUUAGUGGGAAGGUGUUUCACCUGAGCUGGUCCAGGUUCUAUUUAAGAGUGUCUGGCCCAGUGCUCCAGUUGUCUUGAUAGAUGUGGAGAGUCAACACCUUUAGUUGCUCCACCUUUUUGGUUUGCUUCCUGUCUCUAAGUUUGGUGUGGGUUUUUCUUUUGUUUUCCUCUUCUUGUGCAGAUUUAGUGGGUGUCUUUUAGGUCCCAGUUGUUGUUACUAGUCAACUUUCAGUCGACACCCCCAUAGUGUCUUUCAGAGCCCCUCCUAAAAAACAAGCUUGUAUUUUGGGUUGUGUUGGAUAUAGCAUCAUAUUUUUUAUAUUUUAAUCAGUCGUUUCCUUAAUUCAGUUGUUAUUCUUCUGUUUUUUAUCCUGUAUGUUUGUUGUGUACUAAAUACUUCUGUUUAUUUUCUUAGUUUUUUCCUGUGAAGCCAUUGUGCUGCAUCCAUGUCUGACAUGUGCUGUAUAAAUAAAGCUUGAUUUGAAAAUAUCAA